This is a messenger RNA of Actinia tenebrosa (Australian red waratah sea anemone), 1990 nucleotides long. Its product is annotated as heparan sulfate glucosamine 3-O-sulfotransferase 1. Gene Ontology annotation, molecular function: [heparan sulfate]-glucosamine 3-sulfotransferase activity. The record is from RefSeq and is a predicted model, not a curated record. Lineage: Eukaryota; Metazoa; Cnidaria; Anthozoa; Actiniaria; Actiniidae.
CUAAUAUAAUGGUGUCAUAAGGAAAUUACUCGAUUGCUCAUGAAGUAACCUAGAAACAGCCAAUGAACCGUAUCUUAUUAUGCUCAGGUAUUCAAUCGCCUCUAAAAUUAACAUAAAAGCCAAGCAGUUUUCACUUAAGUUUGGUUAGGUGUUGUUUCCUUUGGAACACCACGCGCGAUGACAUUGUACUAUCAUUUGGGUCAAAAAUUCCUUAAUUUAGAAUCGAUAUAAAAACACAAUAGAUGUAAGAUGGUGCCACGCAGUUCUGCCAAAUAUCUUGAGGGCAAAAGUAUUUCGAUGGCGUUAGAUUACAGGCGACAAUGAAAGUUUAGUAACUUCAAGAAACUUCAAAGAUCACUGAAUCGUUAUUGUACUGGCCGCAGCAGACGAGACGAAUACCUGAGAUUGUUUUGGUUCUUAGUUUUUAAACCAAAAACUUGGGCGAAAUAUUCAAUGAGGUUGGACCAACAAUGACACUUCGGAGGAAGAAGUCUUUAUCGAUCGUUUUGUUGUUCGGAUUGGCGCUAUUUCUCUUCGCUUUUCCCUUACAAAAAUUACAAUUUGGAGACAGCAAUCGCAAGAGCAUCGAUGCAACAGGAAGUGACUUAAACUUUGAUUCACCAGAAAAGACCUCCAUUCUUCAAAAAACUUCGAAAUAUCUACAGGAAUCAAAACUGGUUUAUAAUCCACAAGGAACUAAUGACUACGAAAGGAAAGAGAACAGAGAUACACUUCAAAUCAUUUCGCUUCAACAUCCUAUUAAAGUUCCUUUAUCGCAAGUAAAACAUUAUAAAGAAAAAACAACAGUUAGUCGAGAUUUUCUAAGCAAAAAGAUCAAAGCAGGCGUCGGAGAAAUGAGGAAAAGAUUUCCAACAGCGAUAAUCCUUGGCGUCAAGAAGGCUGGCACUAGGGCCCUCUUAGAGAUCCUUAGAAUGCACCCCAACGUAAUAGGUGCCUCAAAUGAGGUGUACUUCUUCAAUGGUUACCACACCAAAGGGUUGGAAUGGUACCGACAACAAAUGCCCGUGUCCUCCCCGGGACAAAUGACUAUCGAGAAAAGCCCUACUUACUUCACUAGCGUCCAGAACACUCAAGUUGUAAACAGAAUGUUCAUAUUUUCGAGAUCAAUGGCGGAGAGAUUGAAGUUGAUAGUGGUCGUUCGUGACCCAGUUAAGAGGUGUGUGUCUGAAUACACCGACAUGGUUGCUAGAAGCAAAAAGAAUGAAAUACCAGCCGUUGAUGACAUCGAAAAACUUAUUUUGCACGACAACGGUACCGUCAAUGCUGAUUCUGAACUAGUUAAAAUAGGAUUGUAUGACAAACAUCUUAAAAAGUGGCUGGAAUAUUUCUUAGAAAGUGAGAUACACUUUGUGAGCGGCGAAGAGUUAGCAAAAAAUCCACUGGAGGAGAUCAAAUCUGUGGAAAAGUUUUUAGAGCUGAGUCCAUUUUUUACGGAUAGGAAUUUUAGGAUUAAUAAAUCCAAAGGAUUUCCCUGUUUUUUGCCCGACCCUGCGGUGAAUGUGUCGUACUGUCUGCCUUCCAACAAGGGAAGAAAACAUGCUGACAUAAAACGAACGACGUUGGAACUCCUUAGACGUUUUUAUCAACCAUACAACAAGCAAUUCUAUUCGACUGUAAAAAGGAACUUCAGGUGGUCCUAGAAAAGAUUAUAUUACUGUGAAUAUACGGUAAAUUACUUACACAUAGCUGUGCCUUGUUCAAGAAUUCGACUUUCCAAAACAUGUAUGAAGACUGGUAAUAAACGCAUCACGCGUUGGAUUGUGGGAUUGAAUGUAGAGGCGAGGCUGCGUAGCUUUUACAUAUUUUCGUUGAAUUCAAGCCCACAAUCCUAUGCAGUAGAGGUUCGUAAUUCACGGCACACAGCAAGGGUAAAAAAUUAUCGCCUCUCAACUGUACAAAAUAUACUGUACAUAUAUACUUAAAAUAAAAAUAAAUUAUAAAGUUUUAUUAAAGAUGUUAAGAAGUUUCA